CAGGCUGGAAAGAGCUGAGCUCUUCUCCCAAGGAUGACGUGAUGUGCAGGUUGAGGCCACUCCUCCCAGGAACAGGAAUAAAAGCCACGGGCAGCAGAGCCGGGGCAGAGCGCUCCCAGCCUGAGAGCCACCAGCAGCAGCAGCACCAGCAACAACAGCAGCAGCAGCAACAGCAGCAGCGAUGCUUUGCCGAAUGCAUCUCGCACCAUUCGCCUCCAGCUCCCUGGCCUCCCGGCUGGGCACAGUGAGGACCCUCUGGCCGCACGCUGAGACCAUCUUCACUGAGCUGCAGCAGGAGAUGGAGAAAGCUCGGGAAUUCAUGAGCAGCUUCGAGCAGCUCCUGAGCAGCCACGGAGCCACUGCCUUGGAGCGAGCCCCGAGCACCAGCGCAGCCCUGACCCAGGGCUCCGGGGAAGGCUUCUCCGUCUGCCAGGACGUGAAGAACUUUGCACCGGAGCAGCUGUCGGUGAAGGUGGUGGGCAGGAAGGUGGUGCUGGUGGGGCAGAAGGAGACGCAGAACGUCGAUGAGAAGGGCUCCUUCUCCUACAAGUACGAGGUGCUGAAGCGCGAGUGGGACGUGCCCGAAGAGGUGGAUGCCGAGGCGCUGACAUGCUCCCUGUCCAAGGAAGGGCAGCUCCGCAUCGAAGCCCCCAGGCUGGCCCUGCCGGCUGCUCCAGAGAGGAACGUGCCCAUCCAGGUCAGCCCUGCAGCCCCACAGCCUGGACCAGCCUCCGAGGAUGGAGCCACCAACAAAGCCCAGGUGUAAUGGGAGGGGAACAGAUGGCCCGCGGCAGGACCGGAGCAGACAGCAGCAAGUCUCGGGUUUUAGCCCAGACAAGCUCCAUCAGCAAUGAUGUCAUUUUUUUCACUAUACUGGAAUGUUUUUGUAUCCAAUAAAAAUACUUUUGCA
Haliaeetus leucocephalus (bald eagle) is the source of this 910-nucleotide messenger RNA. RefSeq names its product heat shock protein 30C-like. The transcript has a single exon. Gene Ontology annotation, molecular function: protein folding chaperone. NCBI's taxonomy places the organism in Eukaryota, Metazoa, Chordata, Aves, Accipitriformes, Accipitridae. Gene Ontology annotation, biological process: response to heat; protein refolding. The record is from RefSeq and is a predicted model, not a curated record. The coding region runs from base 182 to 766 and encodes 194 amino acids.